Messenger RNA from Arctia plantaginis, 303 nucleotides. The record is from the annotation of a GenBank genome assembly. NCBI's taxonomy places the organism in Eukaryota, Metazoa, Arthropoda, Insecta, Lepidoptera, Erebidae.
AUGUCAAUCUCGCCGUUCUUCCGGUCACCGUACACAGAUGUGACUGGUGGCAUGAUUUCCCAUCAGAUGUUGGGUCGUUGUCAGAAGGAGGAAGCCCGAUACAUGGACUGCCUGGAAGCCUACGGCUUGGAACGUGGAAAGGUCAAAUGCGCACCCCUGUUUGGUGAUUACCAUGAGUGCCACACACUAAACAAGCAGUUCAAGCGGUUUAUAGCAAUUCGCAGAGAACGUGAGAAACAAAUUGCUGAGGGCAAGCUUACAGGAGAUGAUAGAUAUGUAACCCCAAAAAUCGACAGUUAUUAA